This is a messenger RNA of Sorghum bicolor (sorghum), 2071 nucleotides long. Its product is annotated as methylcrotonoyl-CoA carboxylase beta chain, mitochondrial. Bases 128 to 1957 code for a protein of 609 amino acids. The record is from RefSeq and is a predicted model, not a curated record. Gene Ontology annotation, molecular function: methylcrotonoyl-CoA carboxylase activity. Gene Ontology annotation, cellular component: mitochondrion; methylcrotonoyl-CoA carboxylase complex. The transcript is spliced from 11 exons. Gene Ontology annotation, biological process: L-leucine catabolic process. NCBI's taxonomy places the organism in Eukaryota, Viridiplantae, Streptophyta, Magnoliopsida, Poales, Poaceae.
CACCAGCAGCGCGGCCGUGGCGCAGCAGGCUGCACACUCCAGCCCAGCAGCAGCACUGCAGCAGUAGCGCCACCAAAACUCCCACGAAGCCGGGGAACCCCACCCACGACCACGAGCCUAGUCUACUAUGCUCAGCCGACUCGCCGCGGCGCGGCGGCAGCAGCUGCUGCUACCCGCGCGCGGCGCCCCGGCCGUCGCGUUCGCGUACCGCUCCUCCUCGACAGCGGCGGCCGCGGUCCACGGGGCCGCGGCGCCCGCGCCCGCCUCCGCCUCCGUGCUCCCGGACACGCUCGACAGGGGCUCCGACGCCUACCAGCGCAACGCCGCCGCCGUCGGCGGGCUGCUCUCCGACCUGCGCGCCCGCGUCUCCCAGGUGCUGCGCGGUGGAGGCGUCGAGGCGGUGAGGCGGAACGCGGCGCGGGGGAAGCUGCUCCCGCGGGACCGCAUCGACCGGCUGCUCGACCCCGGCGCGUCCUUCCUCGAGCUCUCGCAGCUUGCAGGCUCAGAUGUUUAUGGUGAAGCAUUACCAUCCGCAGGUAUAAUAACUGGCAUAGGACCUGUUCAUGGACGAUUAUGUAUGUUUGUGGCCAAUGACCCGACCACUAAGGGUGGCACAUACUAUCCUCUUACUGUCAAAAAGCAUCUGCGGGCACAGGAAAUAGCUUCCGAGUGCAAACUGCCUUGCAUCUAUCUCGUUGACAGCGGAGGUGCUAAUCUCCCCAGGCAGGCUGAUGUUUUCCCUGACCGUGAAAAUUUUGGCCGAAUAUUCUACAAUCAAGCUAAGAUGUCUUCAGACGGUAUCCCUCAGAUUGCAUUAGUCUUAGGAUCUUGCACUGCUGGUGGGGCUUAUAUUCCUGCAAUGGCGGAUGAGAGUGUUAUAGUUAAGGGAAAUGGAACUAUAUUUCUAGCGGGUCCGCCACUUGUAAAGGCUGCUACAGGAGAGGAGAUAUCUGCUGAGGACCUUGGUGGAGCAUCAGUACAUUGCAAGGUAUCAGGAGUCUCAGAUCAUUUUGCACAAGAUGAACUUCAUGGGCUUGAGUUGGGGCGAAACAUUGUGAAGAACCUGCACUUAGCUGCUAAAGGAACAAAUAUUCAAAGUUCUGCUUGUGGUUACCAAGAGCCAUUGUACGAUGUAGAGGAACUUCGCUCAAUUGCACCAGCUGAUCUGAAACAGUCCUUUGACAUUCGUUCAGUAAUAGCCCGUAUUGUUGAUGGAAGUGAAUUUGAUGAGUUCAAAAAAUUGUAUGGAACAACACUAGUGACUGGUUUUGCAAGGAUAUGCGGGCAACCAGUUGGAAUUAUUGGAAACAAUGGCAUUUUGUUUACUGAGUCAGCGCUAAAGGGCUCCCACUUCAUUGAAUUGUGUGCUCAGCGGCAUAUUCCUUUGAUUUUCCUUCAAAACAUUACUGGGUUCAUGUUUUUAGGGCAAAUCAAAAUUAUUACCUACAUAGACUUAUUGAUUAUGCAAAGGGACUAUGUUCAUGGAAAGGUCGGGUCGAAGUCUGAAGCUAGUGGAAUUGCCAAAGCUGGAGCAAAGAUGGUCAUGGCAGUUUCCUGUGCUAAGGUUCCUAAAAUUACAAUAAUUGUUGGUGGAAGUUUUGGUGCUGGGAACUAUGGAAUGUGCGGGCGUGCAUAUAGCCCAAACUUUUUAUUUCUUUGGCCAACUGCUAGGAUAUCUGUUAUGGGUGGCAUCCAGGCAGCUGGUGUCCUCGCUCAAAUUGAAAAGAACAACAAAAAGAGACAAGGAGUGGAGUGGAGCAAGGACGAGGAAGAAGCCUUCAAGGCAAAAGUGGUGGAGGCUUACGACAGAGAAGGAAGCCCGUACUAUUCCACUGCUAGACUAUGGGACGACGGGGUCAUCGACCCUGCUGACACCAGGCGGGUUCUCAGCCUCUGCCUCUCUGCUUCCGCCAAGCCGGUUCCGGAAGAUACAAAAUACGGUGUAUUCCGGAUGUAAAUAAACGUGUAUGAAUAACGCAACCGUAUUUUAAUAAAAACGGCUUCCAUGCGCCCAAUGUGCGCGCUGGACUUUGCCUUCUGCACAAAUAAAAUUUCGCCCGGGUUUUCUGUC